This is a messenger RNA of Lobosporangium transversale, 159 nucleotides long. RefSeq lists its product as hypothetical. The record is from RefSeq and is a predicted model, not a curated record. The transcript has a single exon. The annotation marks the transcript as partial. Lineage: Eukaryota; Fungi; Mortierellomycota; Mortierellomycetes; Mortierellales; Mortierellaceae.
AAAGAGAUCUGUAGAAUUGAGCCCAAUGGUCAAAAAACCUGUGUCAAGUUCCUUACGCUCGAGGCCAAGCAGAUGUUCACAUUUAUGCAAGAUCAGGGAUUUUUUUGCACUAUGAGUUUGGAUCCCACACAAACUGCACUCGAAUGCAAGCGUGUAUAA